AUGAUAUGUGAUGUAUGUAAAUAUGAUGAUGAUGAUGAUGAUGAUGAUGAUGAUGAUGAUGAUGAUGAUGAUGAUGAUGAUGAUGAUGAUGAUGAUGAUGAUGAUGAUGAUGAUGAUGAUGAUGAUGAUGAUGAUGAUGAUGAUGAUGAUGAUGAUGAUGAUGAUGAUGAUGAUGAUGAUGUAUAUGAUGGUAGAAGGGUGCUCACCGAUCGUUCUUACGGAGCUCACUCGUUCCGUUGUGUCUUACAGGCUCUCUCUCGAGCCCAACCAGCCCAAGCCGAGGUCUUUUUAGAGCAAAGCAGGAAAAAUAACAGGAAUAAUAAUAAAUAAAUAAUAAAUAAUAAACAAUAAAGAAUAAGAGAAGAAAUACAGACAUCUGUGAAUCGCCCAGCUAAGGGUUGAGGUGUGUGGUAGGGAUGUAAAUGACGCAUGUAAAGGAGAAGUUUACGAACUUUAAUUUAAAGGGACUAAAUAUGUGGGGAAAUAAAAAAUUUGAUGACAAAGUAACGCCAAGGUACCUGAAAGAGGAUUCCUUGUUGGUAAGGAUGUCAAAGGAUUCAGGACUAGGAGGGAGCCGCAGUCGGAAAAUACAUCAAAUUGAUUUUUGAUUCACUUUUAACCCAAAUGUGAAAAACUCGGUGACUCGGUGGGAUUCUAAUCCAAAACAGCACGGGGAGGCUUUAGUACAGUCAACGCUCUUACCAGCUCAGCCACAAGGCCCCACCAGACGACGCGAGUUCAAUCACAUUUGGGUCAAGUUCACCCGCCUAGCCCACCGCAGCGUCUGGAAUCCACCAAAUCUGAUGCAGUAAGCUGACUGCCCAAGCAGGAUUUCCUAAGUAAUACAUCUGGAAUCCACCAAAUGACUACCAGGCACACGUAAUUUAGAGGUAUUUUGACAAAUUUCAGAUAACUGGACAGCCCUCCCCAGGUUAUUCGAAACUGAAAGAGCUUGUUUUUCCUAAUUAAAGCCUGAAGAUAGUGUUUUCCUGCUCCACUUUGUGUCGCACGCACGGGAAAUAAGGAAGGAUUUUGGUUGGAAAUUUCUUCAAUUCUGACCAACGGUCAGAUGGCAGGACCUAUAAUCAUCGUGACCGACGAUGUCAGCCGUGUGUUCCACAGCAGGGUGAGGGCAGGAACAGUGACUUGCGCGUAAAUUAGUUUACAGUGAUAGUGGGCUUGUGCCUCAUCUGCCUCACCCGCCCUUCCCCCCCCCCUUCACCUGGGACCGGCGUCAAGACAUAGUCAAGAAGUUCGGAGGCGGGAGAGGGCGCAGGUGGCUGGCAGGGUGUAAACCCACACCCAGGCGUACCACCCCAACCCCUGGUCCACAACGGACACCGACCAGGAUUGCGCACAACAAAUUAAGAGGGAGGACAGCUUGUAACCCAGCUGGCGUGGCGUGGGCCCGCAGCUGGGCGUGCUACCACAUCUCAACUGUUGGCAUUUAUUAGGAGCGCGCAUUUCCAAUAACGUCCUCAAUCUGUGUUGGUCCAGCGCGUCCACCGUGUGGCCAGAUUUAGGGACAAAUAAGAAUGUAUAGGACGCAACGGAACGCAUUGCCGCGGCGUUUGGCGUGAGUGUCGCCACCCUUCGACAGCUACCAUGUGUAGUGGAAUAAUGUAAUGGAAGGACCGGCUGGAUGCAGGUGAGCAAACGGACGUAAUUUUUCAAGUCGCUUGACACAACUGUCCACAGACUGCACAUCUCAGCUCAGGAAAACUCGAACACAAGCAAGGCGCCCAGAGAGGCGAUCCGGUGUCCUCAAUCACUCUGGAGCAGGUGAGAGGAUUUCGCCUCCUCUGGGCGUUUUGUUUCCGCACAGCCUAAGUCCUGCAUCGGUGAUAACCUCUAGGAAAGAAUUUAACGAUGAAGUUAUCGAAAUUGAGCAGGCAACUAAAGUGCCCAUCUCAAAGCCCCCUCUUUUCUCAACUGUCAAAAUUAAGAUAUUCGUUGGUAGUGAGGUCGGAUUUAUCUAUCACUGAAGGCUUCGAAGAAUAAAUUGCCGUAGUUUUUCGGCGUUUCCGACGUUUGGGACGUACCCGAGAGAGACUGUUUCUUCGGCAGAAUAAUUUUAAGGAUAUUACCUAACAGGUGUUGAGAUCAUUUUACGGAAAGGAUCAUGAGUGCUGGAUUUGCGCAGACAAGAGUGUAGUGUCAUCAAAUAAAUUCAAUGGUCCUCCCAGCUGUCUUUUGAACUGACAACACCAAUAAUGGGCAAUCUCUUCUGCCUUCUCCUUCGACAAAUACUGCAGAACAAGACAAGAUCUAUUUUUUACCAGCCUCCGCUACGUUCAGUUGCUAGUUUUACGGCAUGAGUCUCACGGGCUGUGGAGGUUAGCCCUCAGUAGAAAGCGGAUGAUCACACGAUCUUACUAGUGGGUGUUGCCGAUUUCGGAACAACGCAUCAGUAUGCCAUUAUGCGUUCGGCAGUAUCAUCCGGUUGCGUUUAAGGUUAUAUUCCUCCCCACUGACCGUAAGGGUAGACUGUAAUAAAAAAGCAGUAACAUACGGACCGGGAAAAGUGCACUUUGAAAAGAGAGAAACCUUGACAGGGGUGACCUUUUGCAACGUUUUUUUCGCAAGGGGCAACAGCAUUCUCCCCUACAACGCACAUCUCUUGUCCAAAUUAAUCACAAAUAGCAAGUCCAUUAGGUGCGAGGCCUACCAAGUGAAACACAUACAUGCGCCUACAUGCCACCUGAUUGGAUAAUUCAGUCGGUCUGGUCAGUGCUGUGUACCGGGUGACUGGGUGGGGGGCUACGGGGCAAGCUGAAUGGCUCCCUAAUGUAGCCGUUAUAGCACUCUGAAGCACGCACGAUUCAGAACCACCUCCUACUUUGUGAAGGCCUACUACCUUGCUCGGGGAUCAGACCGUGUGUAGCAUGCGUAGAUCGGCUGUUUAGCUUUGUCGGCCGGCGCCCGCUUCCAGUCGUCUCCACUCUGUCCUGCUACAGGUUCCAGGUGGGUUGAGAGGAGUGAGUGCGGUAGAUGCUGCGCAAGUCCCCAUCCUGCACCCACCGCUGCAUGGCACAUGCGGCUGACAUGCUGGUUUGCUCCGGCCGAAACUACCAAGUGACCAACAACCUUCGUACGAUUUUCGUUAGAUUUCGAUGCGGUGGCUUGUUGAAUUUUGUCAGGACUUGUCGGGCUCGUGUGUGCAUGAUAGAGCGCUUUAAGAAUUGUGUGCGUAUGCAAAGCCCCACUUCAGAUAAUCGUGACCAUCGCGGUCUGAUGUGGGCUGGCAGUUCCCUGCCACCUGAUUUCCCUGCAUUUGGUCUCCCGAUGGGCGUAUAGGCCGUGGGCAUAGUUGUGCAGCGACUUGUGUCAUCAUCUCCACUUUCUGACUCAGUCGGUUAAAAUUCUGGUCAAGUGUUUAUUGAGGACCAGUGGUGUGGUGGUACGCCUAUAGGAGGACGUACGCCGUGCCAGCUACUUGCGCCUUCACCCGCCUCCGGUCUUCUUGACUGUGUCCUGAGACCAGCUUCAGGUGUGACAGAUACUGCGCAAGUCCACUCUCUCUGUAAAGUAAUUUGCGCGCAAGUCACCGUCCUUUCUCUCGCCCUGCUGUGCUGCACUCGGUGGACAUCGUCGGUCGAACAUACGCGUUAGUGGGCCGGAGCACUACUGUUUGUGAUAUUCCUCCAUUUUUAAAAUGCCUACUAAAUCGGGUGCAGUUCGUGCACGACUGUCUUAGGAAUGAAGACUUCCUUCAAAGACUGGCAUACAAGAUAUUCGCAGCAUUUGAGGAUGUGAUAAAAGAACAAAUCCGGAGGCAACCAUUGGGCGUCUGGUAAUGAAACCGAAAGACCCGCCGCUACGGCUAGAAACGUCUGGAGUCGUUUAUCGGAUCUGGUGCAGUUGCGAACAAAGCAACUAUGUCGGAGAAAACGAACGAGAAUGGCCGAAAACGCUGCAACGAUGCGGAGAAAUGACGCCAGCUCUCAAGUUGCGGCUCAUACGACGAGAUCCAGCCACACAUUCAAAUUCGAGGAGGCCGAAAUUCUCGCAAGAGGUGACAAUCGCGUGAGCCGGGAGCUACUUGAGUUAUGGUUUACUGGUCCCAGUGAAUUAACAGGUGGAAGGAACUUCCCCUUUCAUAGUCGAUACUGAGACUUCGCCUAGGCGGAGUAAUUGGCCACGCGGGGAGCGCACAGGUGAGCACUUUUUCCAACACCGGGGUCGGUGCGUCAAAUGGUCGAGCAAUUUUCACACCAACACCUAACACACGUGAUGAAAUUGCAGCAAUUAACGACGCGCAUGUCGGCCAUCAGACAGCCAGCACACCAAGUGCAACAAUCCAUGAUGAAGGGGGGAGCCGUGAAUGUUCAUAGGUAUGCGGUAGCAUGACGACUGCAUCCUAUAAAUACUGCAGCCCCUUGUGCAUGAAUCACCCGUAUUUGCUGUUGUCUCUGAUGAUGGAUUCGAACAGGAAUCCGAAACGUCAGGCCAAUAAAGCUCUUGUCCCAACGAUCUUGUCUCCUUCUUCAAAGAACAAAUCUCUCAGAGGGAGAUUUCGUCUGGCAAUGGAUGCCUUGGAGAAGCACUACGCUCAGUCACAUUAUGACAGUGAUGCUAUCCCCAGAAGGUCCUGAUUUUUGUAUAGCGGGCUACUGCCAGUAUUUCCCGCUCUAAUUUCCUCGGUAAAAGCCGGAGAACUAACCUUGGGAUACACUCUAUGUUGACUGGAUGUGUAAGAUCUGUCUUGCUGCAAAAACACCCCAGAUUACGUAAUCGGAAGACAGUGCUCUUCUCGAAGCAACCGAAGCUUUAUUUAAUCAGCACCUCGACAGUUUUUACCGCGGUGCUGACGCACCAUGGGAAGUGACGUUAAGAACUUAAAAUAGUCAACAGGAUCAGUAACACGGGGCGGUGUCUAAAAACGGACCGAAACACGAAUUUUCCUAGUUUCUGAAGACAAAUUGCGAGUUUAUACUACCAAUAUAAUCACUCUUCUGUACUUGACGAAUCUGUUUGGCAUGUCUGAGCACCGUCAAGGUUGUGAUGGAGAGGUUUUUUUUCGCUUGUAAAAAACCAAAAUUCAAAGUGAAGAGCCGAACACGUAAAAUCACUGAAAAGACGCAUGCGUUGGAGACGUCCAAAAACAACAUGAAAACACGGAAUUAUUUGCAAAGGGAUAAAGUGCCAAAAGGGGCCCAUGUACGCUAGAACGAAAAUUUUAUCAGCACGACUUUUGGAUUUUCACUGAACCCAACUUCGGAAACGGCUACACGGAAAGGUGAUGGAUGAGUACUUAUCACGCCAUAAAGCGUUCGGAUAAGAGUGAGUAAGUCAUCAGCAUACCAGGUACGACAGACGGUAACGAAUGUGAGAGCAGUUAAUUAUGAUGCGUACGUGUUCUCAUAGCAAUUACAGUAGGUGGGCUAACUCAUGAAAUGUCAACCGAAAUUCCGAAUCGCGUUUUCGUUUCGAAAAGAUUAAUUAAGUAGGGUUGUAAAACUAGUCAGUCUACAACAUACUUCUAUAAUAUUUCAGUUACCUGAGGACGCCGGCUUUCGAAUGAACUUCCUUCCGGCCGCAUGCAAGAACUAUGCUCUGUAA
Molecule: messenger RNA, 5562 nt
Organism: Spirometra erinaceieuropaei
Lineage: Eukaryota; Metazoa; Platyhelminthes; Cestoda; Diphyllobothriidea; Diphyllobothriidae
Source: the annotation of a GenBank genome assembly